This is a messenger RNA of Galleria mellonella (greater wax moth), 2044 nucleotides long. RefSeq lists its product as uncharacterized. The transcript is spliced from 2 exons. The record is from RefSeq and is a predicted model, not a curated record. Gene Ontology annotation, molecular function: DNA binding; protein dimerization activity. Lineage: Eukaryota; Metazoa; Arthropoda; Insecta; Lepidoptera; Pyralidae. The coding region runs from base 115 to 1986 and encodes 623 amino acids.
UGGUAACGUGACUUCCUGGUAACGUGUUAGGUAGGAAAAGCAGUAAAAAAGUGCAUAUUAAGGGAGCAGAUUUGAAAUAAUAUUUAUACUUAACAAGAAAUAAUUAAAGGUUCAAUGGGGAGACCUAAAGAUUUACGCAUAUGGGAGCACUACCGUACUUUACCAAACAAGUCUGUUUCUUGCAAGCUUUGUAAUAAGGUCUACAAAUUCAGUAAUGCUGCCAAAAUGCUUCAACAUCUUAUCACUUGUCCAAAAUCUCCAGAAACAUUAAAAGACUCUAUGAAACUUAUAAAAGAUAGCUCGUCCAAAACCAAAAUGUCUGGACUGUCAGAGAUAGAGACAAAUGAUUCUUUUAUAAGCCCCUCGUCGUCUGCUAACACUACAAUAAAUGCUGAGUUUCAAGACACCGAUGAUCAUAUAAAAACAGAAUUAGCGAGAGCUAUAUUUGUAACAGGGACGCCAUUAUCGAUGGUGCAACAUCCUUUAUGGAUACAAUUUUUCGAAAAAUUGCAACCAAAAUUUAAAAUACCUUCACGUAAAGCUUUAGCGACAAAAUACUUAGAUAAAAUAUAUAGAGAAAUGCGUUUUGAGUUAAAUGAGGAACUAAAUGCUUGUAGUUACUUACACCUUCAGUGCGAUGGCUGGUCUAAUUUAAGAAAUGAAGGAAUAAUAAACUUUCUUAUAUCAAAACCUCAACCUGCAUACGUUAAAAGUUUGAAUACAGAAAGUAAUCCUCACACUAGUGAAUACCUUAGCCAAGAAGUUGAAAAAGUAAUGAAAGUGUAUGGAGCAAAUAAGUUUCUUGUACUUAUUGGCGAUAACGCUAGAAAUAUACAAAAGGCAUUCGAAUUAACAAAACUCAAAUAUCCACAUGUUGUUCCUCUCGGUUGCUGUGCACAUAUCCUUAACUUGUUGUGCCAAGAUAUUGUAAAGAUACAAGAAGUAACUGUGUUUAUUAUGCAAGCCAUAAAUAUAAUAAAAACUGUUAAAAGGAGUCAACGAUUAAGUUCCUUGUUGAUAAAAUCAAGGCAGGGUGAAGAUUCUACACAAACACUAAAAUUGCCUUGUGCUACAAGAUGGGGAAGUCAUGUUACUUCGUUAAAAAGUUUGAAAGCAAAUAAGAUAGCUUUGCAAAUAUUAACAGUUAGAGAAGAUGUGGUAAUUUCAAGAGAUAUUAAAGAUUUAAUUCUAAGUGAUGAUUUCUGGACGAAGACAGGGGAAUGUAUAAGUAUUUUGGAACCAGUCACUGAAAGCAUAUUUUACUUAGAGAGCGACCAGAAUCGUUUGCAUCGCACAUACAUUACAUUUAGAGAUGUACAAGCUAAGAUACGUUUUGCAUUAAAUGAGAUUUCGACAUUGAGCGAAGAAAGCAAACAGCAGAUUCUAACAUCAGUAUCUUCAAGAUGCAAUAUGGCAAUGAGGCCAAUACAUUUUGCAGCAUAUAUUCUAGACCCCAGGACUCUAGGAGUCGAACUUACUCAAGAGGAAGAACUUAAGGGUAUGGAGUUUAUCUACAAUUUAAGCCAACACUUAAGUUUGUCAAAUGUAAUGGCAGAUUUGGCGUGUUAUAAAGCUAAAGAAAACUUUUGGGCCAGAGGAUUUGUAUGGAGCUCAUUAGAUAGCAUUGAGCCCCUAAUAUGGUGGAAAGGUAUUUGUGGUUCCACUGAGUUAAGCAAAGUAGCGAUUCGUAUUCUAUCAGCUCCCUGUACUUCGGCAGCCACUGAGCGUUCCUUUAGUAUCCAAGGCUACAUACAUAAUAACAAAAGAAAUCGACUUACAACUGAAAGAACUGAAAAAAUUUCAUUCAUUUGUUAUAACUGGAAUCUUAAACAUAAAGCUGAAUGCGAGGACAUUCAGUUUAAUGAAGAAAAUACCUUAGAAGCUUUCAUUGAGCAAGUAAAUGAACAUAACAGUUUAGACGAAAUAGAGCCUAUCGAACCUAUACAAUUCAUCGCUUGUAAUAACUCUGAAUCUGACAGUGAUUGACUGUAGUUUUACAUUUUACUUUCAUCUCUUUCUUAAUAAACUCAAAAUCAAAUUAAAA